AUGGCAUCAAAACCUGGCAUUCUGACCAAUUGGCCAUGGCAGCCUCUGGGGAGUUUCAAGUGGGUGAUUUUGACACCAUGGAUUGCACACAGCACUUACUCUUUCGUAGUCAAUGAUCCAAAGCAGAGAGACCUUGGUUACUUCCUCAUCUUCCCCUACAUGUUGGUGAGGAUGCUGCAUGACCAAAUCUGGAUCACACUUUCUCGCCAUAGAACUGCCAAAGGCAAAAGCAGAAUCGUUGACAAGGGCAUCGAGUUUGAACAAGUUGAUCGAGAAAGCAAUUGGGAUGACCAGAUCUUGUUCAAUGGGAUUUUGUUUUAUAUAGGGUAUAUGUUAAUUCCAGAGGGUUCUCACUUGCCCUUGUGGAGAACAGAUGGUGUGGUUAUCACUGCUCUUUUGCAUGCAGGACCAGUGGAGUUUCUUUAUUACUGGUUACACAGAGCACUUCAUCAUCACUUUCUCUACUCUAGAUACCACUCUCACCAUCACUCUUCCAUUGUCACAGAGCCUAUAACUUCUGUGAUUCAUCCAUUUGCAGAGCACAUUGCAUACUUUUUGUUAUUUGCAAUUCCACUGUACACAACUGUGGUCACAAGAACAGCUUCUAUAGCAUCUUAUGCUGGUUAUCUUGCAUACAUUGACUUCAUGAACAAUUUGGGUCACUGCAAUUUCGAGUUCAUUCCAAAGGCCAUAUUCUCAACCUUUCCCUUCCUAAAGUAUCUCAUGUACACCCCAUCGUAA
Molecule: messenger RNA, 741 nt
Organism: Sphenostylis stenocarpa
Lineage: Eukaryota; Viridiplantae; Streptophyta; Magnoliopsida; Fabales; Fabaceae
Source: the annotation of a GenBank genome assembly